CGCUCCUCCUUCUCUGGCCGCUCCCUCCCGCUCCUCUCGCCGGCUCCUCACUCCACCUCCUUCCUCCCGCUCCUCCCGCCGGCUCCUCCCGGGGCGGGCGCUCCGGCCGCGGCCGUGUCAGCCCGGCCACGGCAGCAGCGAGCAUGUCCUCCAGUAGGGCCAAGAAAGUGAAGAUGGCCACCAAGUCCUGCCCCGAGUGCGACCAGCAGGUUCCUGUUGCAUGUAAAUCAUGUCCCUGUGGCUACAUAUUUAUCAGCCGAAAGCUCCUGCACGCCAAACGUGCCGAGCGAUCACCACCCAUCACAGAAAACAAGAGUGAGGCCAAAAGGAGGCGGACAGAGAGAGUUAAGCGAGAGAAGAUAAAUUCUGCAGUCAAUAAAGACUUAGAAAACCGCAAGAGAUCCAGGUCCAACAGCCAUUCAGACCAGAGCAGACGAGGAAGAGGAAGACCUAAGAGUGCCUCAGCAAAGAAGCACGAGGAAGAAAGAGAGAAACAAGAAAAAGAAGUUGACAUGUAUGCUAACCUUUCAGAUGAAAAGGCCUUCGUGUUUUCAGUGGCCUUGGCGGAAAUAAACAGAAAAAUUAUCAAUCAAAGACUUAUUCUGUAACUUGUGAGCACAAUCUGAUGCAGUUUUAUGCAGGAUGGCCAGCAGAUUUCCAAGGUGCCAUGGACUCUCGGAAAGUGUGUUGUCUGCACCAACAAGGACCAUAGCAUUUCCUGUUCAAAAUUCUGCUCCUGUUCUUGGAAAUCGAAUUCUGUCUCUACAAAUCAGAAAAAAAGUGGUCACAAGAUUGUGCUGUGAAAGAUCAGAAAGCAGAUAUGUUUCAUGCCUUGAAGACAAUUGCACAGAGAGACUGCACCCAUUCCAGAGCACUUCUUUUGAAUUUGCUGCCAGAAAUGCAAUAUUUUAAAUAUUUUCAGAAAUAAAUGAUUUUCCUUUAAAAUUAUAUAUUUCAGAUUUUUCAGCUAUAUUGCAGUUUACGUAUGUACAGUUCACAUAACUUUUUAAUAAAUUGAUAUUCCAAUA
Agelaius phoeniceus (red-winged blackbird) is the source of this 1028-nucleotide messenger RNA. RefSeq names its product chromosome 12 C16orf87 homolog (gene HDIP1). Lineage: Eukaryota; Metazoa; Chordata; Aves; Passeriformes; Icteridae. The record is from RefSeq and is a predicted model, not a curated record.